GUAACGGGCAUGUGCAAACCCAAUAGACAAGACAUGGCUAUAUAAAUGAGAUUGUAUCCUACCAUAGUCGUCCACGUUCAACGUACAACGAGAAACCGCAACAUACAAUCAUCAUUCAAAAUGCAGACCCGUGACCCUAACAAUACCCAGGCUUGGCUGGUGGGGAGCGGUAUCUCCUCACUCGCCGCAGCCCUACACCUGAUCAAGGACGCCAAAGUCCCUGGCCCGAGUAUCCACAUAAUCGAUACCCACCAAGGCAGCGGCGGCGGGAUGCGGAUGCUGGGAGACGAAGAAUCCGGCUACUUUCUACCCUUUGAAUGCACCCCGCACUUUCACGGCGCCUGUGUCGAAAAGCUCCUGUCGCUACUUCCGAGCGUGAAUAAUCCCGAAAAGACCAUCCACGAGACUGUCCACGAUCGGGAUAGCGAGAGGCGCUCUCCGGGGCAGCAGAAAGUUGAGGAGCACCACGAAGCAAGCCAUCAUUUCCCGGCCAGCAUCCUGGACAGGCUUUUCACUUCCGGCGCCAAAGCCCAUGCUCCCCUCGCAAGGUUCGUUACGGCUGGUGCGUCGGGACCUGAGGUGUCCCAUCAUGCUGGCGUUCAUCUUGGGCUGAACCAGCGGAUGGUGCUUAUCGGGUUCAUGCUCGAGCACAAGAGCGCGAUUGCCAGUAAGAGCGUUAAGGAUAUCUUCGAUUCCGGAUUUUUCGAGACGGAAUUCUGGAUGCUUUGGUCUACGACGUUUGGCCUGAAGCCUGGACAUAGUGCGAUUGAGUUCCAACGCCACCUGCGCAAAUACCUCGGCGAUCUCAGAUCUCUCAACAGAAUACGGGAAGCGCAACGGACUGACUACAACCUCGUUGAGUCGGUGAUCGAACCCCUUACAGCAUUCCUCAAGGCCCAAGGCGUCGACUUCCGCUUCCACCAGCAGGUCACAGAUCUUAAGGCCUAUCCCGAGGGUGGUCCGACGACGGUGUCCCAGAUUGAAGUUGUGACAGAAGCUGGAGCUCACGAACUUAUCACUCUGGACCCGGUCGAUAUUCUCAUCGUUUCUCUUGGCUCGACCGGUUCGGGAGCCGCCCUUGGGUCUGAUUCUACGCCACCAGAUGGUCUCACAGCCAAUUGGGAAGACGUUAUGGACGGUGACUGGAUGCUCUGGGAGAAGCUCUCCCAGAAGUCCACCAAGUUUGGUAAUCCGAUGAACUUCCUACCGAGGAUUCUCGAGGCCACCAUUGAAACUUUUACAACAACGUUCAAAGGUCCCAAAUUUAACGCCCUCUACGAGCGAACUACACGAGACAGCCUAGGAACGGGCGGUUUCCUCUCUCUCAGCGACAGCAACUGGGGAGUGACGAUCAGCGUACCGCACCAACCCGUGUUCUCCACGCAAUCAGACAAUGCCACUGUCAUGCUCGGGUAUGCUCUAAACCCGGCUGCAGAAGGCAACUUCGUCAAGAAGGAAAUGUGGCGGUGCAGCGGACAGGAGAUUUUGAAAGAGGUCCUGGCACACCUUGGCUGCGCUGAAGAUUCUGAUGAGGGGGCCUCCAUUCUUGCUGCAGCGACAACCAUCCCCUGCGGCCUCCCGCUGGGCACAGCGCCUUUCCUAACACGCGGAUCGGGCGACCGCCCACCGGUCAUUCCCAAAUGGACGACAAAUAUCGCCUGUGUCGGCCAGUUUGUCGAAAUCCCCGGGGACACGACUCUGGAAAUCGACUACAGAGUCCACACUGCGCAGAUUGCUGUUGCUGAGUUGAUGGGUCUUCCAAUCCCGCCAGUGAAACAAGCAAAGAAUCUGCUGUUGGAGGUUCUGAAUCUGUUACUUUGAUGAAUCGGGUGGAUGAUGCCCCUAGUAAUGGUUGAGUUUGUUGCAUGUCUCCAGCUCCUUGUGCCUUUGGUAUGAUUUAUAUUAUAUAUUUUCGGUUUCUGAUUUGGAGAUGUGCGUGUACGCCCACUUUGGUGCUUCGGUUCUUAAUUCUAUGGUAUAAUUAUUAGUAUUUGUUCAUCGGUUGAUAUGGCCUUGUUAAACAACCUAGCUCGUCAUUUCCUUCUAUGGUCCAAGGAAUACAGCGUAUCAUGCCAAGUCACUGACUGGUCUGGUCAGUUUCUUU
This is a messenger RNA of Aspergillus calidoustus, 2104 nucleotides long. The record is from the annotation of a GenBank genome assembly. NCBI's taxonomy places the organism in Eukaryota, Fungi, Ascomycota, Eurotiomycetes, Eurotiales, Aspergillaceae.